Molecule: messenger RNA, 4826 nt
Organism: Cryptotermes secundus
Lineage: Eukaryota; Metazoa; Arthropoda; Insecta; Blattodea; Kalotermitidae
Gene: vari
Product: MAGUK p55 subfamily member 6
Exons: 12
Coding region: 326-2152 (608 amino acids)
Cellular component (GO): cell-cell junction; plasma membrane
Molecular function (GO): protein binding
Source: RefSeq, a predicted model, not a curated record
GUACGGCUGUUCUCGGUGGCGGUUGGAAAGUGUAUGAGGUCAUGUGGUGGAUUGUCAGAGUGAAGUACGGAAAAAAUUAGAAUACGUGGAAACAAUUUGCACACAUGUCUGAGAAAUCAUUGAAGUUCAUGUUAUACUCGAAAUUGAAAUGGUUGAGUAUUGUUACCUUAAUCAUUGAUCGACUGAAAAUGUUUACUGGGUAUGCGCAGUGAAUUCUAAUGACAAUUUCCUUUCUACCCUCGGAAAUAACUAUGUUUUCCAUUCUUCUACCGGGUAAGACUAUUUAUUCUUUAUUGGAAUUCAGUUAAGACCUAAGUAAUGAAGGAUGGCUCGCAACGUGGGGAAAGGAGGGCUUUGUGGCGUGGUUCUUAGGUCGUUUAGCAAGCGUCAGUCAACUAUGCCAGAACAUCCUCUCAAAUCAGGAAUGGCCGCUUUCCAGCACGUGCGAGAGAACAUAGAGGACCUGAACGGCAGGGUCGGUGCCAACGACACGGAUCUCAUAUUCCUCAAAGGCCUCAUGGACAGCCCUAUCAUGAGAUCCCUAGUUAAGGUUCAAGAUCGUCUGGAAGAUAGGCUAAGCUCAGCACAGCCAGUGGGAACAGGGAACAUUGACCUCUCACGUGAUGUUAUCAAGAAGUGUGAAGUAACAAGAAGCAAGGAUGCACAGGAGUUAGCUAAUAUACUGAAAAAUCCUCAUUUCAAGGCACUUUUGGAGUCACAUGACGUAGUGGCAGAGAAAAGCUACGAACCUAGUCCUCAACAAGAGCCUCAGCUUCCAGCAUUUGAACUACCUGUUAACGGGAUGACAGCUGAUGCCAUUAGAUUGGUUGGGCUUCGCAAAAGUCCUAAUGAGCCACUGGGGCUGACCGUGCAAGUCGAUGAGUCAGGUAACCUGGUGAUAGCUCGGAUCCUGGGUGGUGGGAUGAUUGAUCACCAGGGUUUGUUGCAUGUUGGUGACACAAUCCUGGAAGUAAAUGGUGUUCCUGUUUCUACACCUGAAGACCUCCAAAUCCAGAUCUCAAAGGCCAAGGAGUCUGUUGCAUUGAAGAUACGUCCAAGUUUUGAAGAUGAGCAUACUCAGCUGAAUGGUGGCCAGUGCUACAUGAGAGCCAUGUUCAAUUACAACCCAGCAGAUGACUCGUUGUUACCAUGCAAAGAGAUUGGUUUACACUUCAGCCAUGGUGACAUCCUUCAGAUUGUUAAUCAGAAGGAUCCAAACUGGUGGCAAGCAAAGAAGGUUGGUUCAAAUGGUCCAGCUGGCCUGAUUCCAUCCCAAGAACUGGAAGAGAGGCGUAAAGCAUUUGUGAAACCUGAGGCAGACUAUGUCCACAAGAUCAGCAUAUGUGGAGCAAGAAUAUCAAAAAAGAAGAGGAAAACCAUGUAUCAAUCAAAAUCGAAUAGUGAGUUUGACAAAGCAGAACUGCUGUUGUAUGAAGAAGUGACCCGCAUGCCUCCUUUCAAGAGAAGGACGCUGGCUCUCAUUGGAUCACAGGGUGUUGGACGUAGAACUUUAAAGAACAGACUGAUUAACAGUGAUCCUGACAAAUUUGGUGGGAUUGUACCCUAUACUUCUCGACCUCCACGGGUACUUGAAGAAAAUGGUCGUGGAUAUUGGUUCAUUGAUCGUGAAACAAUGGAGAUGGAGAUUCGGGAACAUAAAUUUCUAGAAUAUGGAGAGCAUAAUGGACACUUGUAUGGCUCAACCCUAGACUCAGUUCGUGAUGUCAUUCGUCAAGGAAAAAUGUGUGUCCUGGAUUGUAGCCCUGCUGCCUUGAAGAUACUUCACAACUCUUCUGAGUUCAUGCCAUAUGUAAUAUUCAUAGCUGCUCCUGGGAUGGAACAGUUGAAGCAUCUGUAUGGUAUUAGCCAUUCCAUUGGAUCAUCUAACAGGAAUCUCACUUUUGAUCGAGCCAGUUCUAUAAGAUACAGUUCACGACGGGCACGAACACUGGAAUCUCUUGCUUCAUUGUAUGAAGAGGAAGACCUUCGCCAGACUCUGGAAGAAAGUUCAUGCUUACAACGAACUUACGAAAAGUACAUUGAUCUUGUAGUGGUAAACGAGGAUUUUGACGUUACAUUCCGCAAAGUGGCUGAAGCUUUAGAAGCUCUUAGCACUGAGCAUCAGUGGGUUCCAGUCAACUGGGUCUACUAGUGAUCUUCUGGAUCAGAAUUAUAAAAAUUUAUGGAAUUUUGGUAUAUGGGACAAUUUAAAAGCCUAAAAUUUGCAGAGAGAGAUUAGUAUUUUUUUAUAAGUUCAUAUUUUCCAAGAUCAAAUAUAUGUAUACUGUGAUUGUUUCAUUUGUUUAUCUGUAAUAAUGUUACUAAAUUGACUUCAGUAAAUAUUGAAGUCAACCCUGUGGUGACCAAAACAAAGUUAAACGUGUUGGUAUGAGAAAGUUUGUAAAAUGUGAUGUAUUGAUAUGGAGGUAGAAAAUGUGAAAAAACACUUGAAUUCCAGCCAUUUGUGACAUGUAAUUGGAUUUCAGCCUUCGGCACACAACCUCGGUACAGAAUCUGAUGAAAUGUAAUAAGUGUUGCUUUUCCCAGUUGUAGGUAGCCCCUUUUGAGAAACAUGCAGAAGUGUGGUUAGAAAAUAGGCUACUAAGAAAGUUUAAACAUCUCUGUACAUUCUGCUGAAUGAAAAGUAUAAUUAAUAAUGUAAAAGUUUUGUUAUUGAUGAGUCAAGUGCAACAAACUACACAGGAAUCAUCAGGCCAUUUCAUACAGGUUGAAUUAAUGUUUACAAAAGAGACCUCUGUGCCCAAGAAAGUAUUUAAAAAAAAUAUUUUACAUAUAUUGCCAUUGCAGAACAUUUACAGAGCACUUCGUUCCUUCCUUUCUCGGCCUUAUUACUGCCUCUUCAUACAGUGAGGUUCUGGAUGGGGGGUUGUCAUUUGCAUAUGUACACAGUACUGCAUAAUAUUGUCUUGUGUUUAUGGCUUCUUGACUAAUAAUAACAGGUUUUGGAUUGGUUGAUCAAAUUUAUUAAUGCCUUCUAUUACAGUCUAUUGAAAUCUCCACAAUUACAAUGACUCUCAACAAGUCUUCAGCCGAACCCUUCUUCCAUGCUUGCUGAGGACUCACUUCAUUCUCCUCAUUCUAUGACUUAUGGGCCCAUAGAAAACACCUCUCCCUCUAUUAUUGUAUUUACAGCGUGUUGCAUAGCAAUGGAAAUAUUUGUUGUUGCGGAAUGUGUUUAGCAACCCCGUUUCCUAGCAAUGGGCAUAGCUUGGACCACAUAGAAAACACUUCUUGCCGUACCGUUUUGUUGUGUGCACGUAUUUCAAGCGUUGCCAGGAAUGGGUAUACUCGUACGUGUCACAAUAUGAUUGAAGAUUUCUGUCCGUGCUCAGAAAGUGUUUCCAAAAGAACUUGCCAUAUAUUACAGUAGCCGUUGACAGUGUGUCCAAUGUUGAGGCCCAUUUCCAGUGAUGUAACAAGUUCUGUGAUACAUGUUGUAAUCCAUUUUCUAUGAUUUCUGGAAUAACAUUCAGAUUUGAAUCUGCAAAACCUUUAAAAUGCGUAGUUAAUUUCGUAGACUUUCUUUGAUUCAAUUAUCUCCACAAAUAAAAAUUUUAUGCUCUCAUAUCUAGGGAACAUGAUGACUUUUAGUCCUGUAUUUAUUAUUCAUUCAUCAAAAGCGGUUCAUGGGACCUACAUUGAAUUUUGUGUGCCGUGUGCUAAUUUAUUCUCUCAAUCUUGGCAAGAAGCGUGAAUUGUUCAGGACUGCAUCUCACUGUGGUUAGACACAAACACAAAGAAUGCUCACAGCAGAUGACUGGUCACAAGAAGUGAUCAAUGGAUAUGAACUGUGAUUUUAUCACAGCAGUAGUCUUGCAACAGAAUAGGUUUAUUUUAAUGUAUGGCAUACUGCAAGGUGACUGUUGACUGGUUGAGUGACUGCUCAAACAAAGUGCCAUAACUAUAGGAUGAGCUGCUCUGUAGUGAACUGUAUGGAACAGAAAACCAGCUUCUGUGUAUCACCCAGGUAUUAUUAUGGCAGGUCUUACAAAGACAUCUAUCACUGACUCACUGACAAGAAAGGUGUAAAAUGAAUAAACAAAGAAAUUGUUAAAAUAAUCUAAACUGUUUUUAACCUAUCAGAAUGUUCUUGUAUCAGCUACUGUGAUUCUACACAACUGAUGAAUAUGAGUGACAGAGAGGUUAUUGGACAUUGUGGCAAGAGAUAAAUUUUUGAGUGUUUGCUUUUGGUCUUAUAUUCAUCUGAAAGGAACUGAGUCUCUGUAUUCAGAUAUAAUUUCUUUUAUGCUUCUUGACAGAAUGGGUCUUAAUAUUUAACUUGGUAUAUCUAUAAUGCGCACUCAUGGUUUAUUGUACUAAGAUUACCACAACAAGGAAGUGGCUUUAAAAUGUAUUAUUAUUUUGUUCUAAUACAAACUAUCAUUGGUUUUAAUGACUGACAGCUUAGGUAACGGGCAUUGUAAUAAAUGUCUUUCAUAUUUGAGGAUUCUGAAGGAGUCUGUAUACCAGACGCAAGAUGUUUGCACAUCGUGUAGUUUAAUCAUAUUCUAGUGAAAUUGCUGGUCUUAUUUUCACGUGAUUCUCUCUGUUCUGUAUUUUCAAUAUCCUACAGAAUGUAAAUAUACAUUUUAAUGCAUGAACUAACUCUUCAGGCUUAAAAGUGUAUGUUUAAGCAACAGAUUUUAAUAGAAGGUCUGAAUUUAUCAGCACUUAAAACAGUGGGUAAUUUCAGAACGUCUUCUCAAAAAGUAAGGGCCUGGAUAGCAUGGUUGGUAUAGCGACUGGCUACGGGCUGGACGACCGAGGAGUCAGAGUUUGAGUCCCAAUAGAGUUAAGAAUUUUCA